AUGUCGACCAGCUGGCGUUCGCCAUUUCCCAUCCUUCCUGCACCACAAACUACGCCUGUCUCCACAAAUCCCAAGUCUCUGAGGCGGCCUAUUCACAACCCGUACGAUAAAUUCACCAAACCGGAGUUCGACGAAUGGAUUGGUGGAAUCACGAGUGCUCUGCGCAGAGCACUUGGUGAGGAAACUCAAGAAGACGUUACGCUUAACGAACACCAGCCACUGGAUGUUAACGCAGCUGCCGAGGACACAUUCUCAGACCAGUCGUUCGAAGAUUCGUUUGCUGAGAUCCAGAGCAGACGCGCCAAAGGCAAGGCUAGGGACCCGCGAGAGGGCUCUGGCCUCGGUGCUCAGCAAAGUCCGAUUGAAUUGCUUUCCGACUCCGAGUCAGGUGCUGAAAGUGAGGAGAAAUACGAGGAAUACUCUGCUAUGGAAGCAGAGGGCUUUUUUCCCGAGGAGGAAGGCGAGGGUUAUGAUGGCCAUCACGAAGCCGGGAACUGGACUGUACACCGCCGCCACUGCCUGGUCGAUCCUCAAGUCCAGAAAAAUGAGGUGGAGGAGAUAUCCUCUAGGGAGGAGAGUCCGGACAUUAUUGAGAUAUGCUCGGACGAGGAAGAAGAUACUCGAGCUCCUAUACAUGAAACUGGAUUCGGUGGCAGGCAGUAUGCCCGGUCUUCGCAAUUACUUCCUGAUGAGGUAGAAGAUGAGCCAGGUUCUGUCCUGUAUGAACAAGAAGGCCAGCUCGAUGCAGAAGAAGUCGAAGAUUUCCCUCCAUCCACUACGCAGCGUCAACCUUCUCUGUCUCCAGAACUUCCUGAUCCAUGGCAGGGUCCACAAACAUACGCAGAAGAUUUCUACGCUGGCGGUGAUUUCAAUGCGCAAGAUCAGCUGAACGGCGUUUCCCCUUCUAGUCUUACUCCUGUGCAUGACGCGCACGUAGAUACAUUUCUUUCCGACAUAGUACAGGACGACGGGCAUUCUUCUGGUCUUCCCAAGACAGAACUUGCUGUAGUCAAUGUAGACGUGACCGAUGAGGUACUCCCCGAUUCGAGCCCUCCUCCGUCAUCUCCUGUCGAGGCGCGCUCCAGUCGUAGUCAUGUUGAUGAUUACCAGCUCUCGAAUGUGCGAGGGACCCAUGGGGAGCACGAAGAUCCCGAGAACAUUCUUGACCAUUUAUAUCGAGACGCAGACAGCCUGUCUCAAGACGAGCAACAAAUGAUUUUUGCCUCCUCAUUUGAUGAAUUCCAUAGCGGAUCGAUGUCCACUCCCCAAACCUACUCCAAACCUACCGAACAUCUUGACUGGAAUUGGCCUCCCGCGUUCCCGCGAGGAAAGUUUGCUAGCCGCGCUGGACACCUCGAAACUUCUUCUCCAAGGUCGGGGGUUGACGACACUGAAGAGGCGCAGGAUGAGAUCAUUAUUAUUGAUGCGGAACAUGAUGAGGAAGAAGAUGGGAGCGAAGAAGCUCCAGAAGGUCCUAUUCCACUAGGAACCAGUGACCUUGGGUAUGGCGACGAGAUUCAUCAGGAGAAGGACGAGCGCAGUGACGACCAGAACGUAUUAGGCUUGGAAGUUGUUGAAGAAGAUGACAUUAAGACUCCAGAAGUCGACGAGUUUCCGCUUUUGAACUCCCAGCUGAAUGCUGAUGAACGCGCUGCAGUGGAGAGUUUCUUUGAUCUCCUGAAUUGCGAAGCGUUACCUUUAGCAAAUGUGACCGAACAAGUUGAGACUACGCUGGUUGACAUCAGCGGUAUGGUUGCUGCUGAGUUUCUUGGCGGAGAUGUGAUGUCUCCGCCAGGCAUUGAGAAAGCCGGCGACAUUAUGGUGCCAACGGAGGCAUCGGAGCCUGGGGAUAUGGAACUUCGGUCACAGCAUCCAGAUGCUAUGGUAGAAUCAUGCAACUCGAUCGAACCGACCCCUGCCACGGAGAUCCAAAAUGGUUUUGAGAACGUAACCUUGGAGAAUGUCGAACAUGAUUCUCCUUCUGCUGCGCCCACCUCCACAGCCGGUGGCUCUCUUGAGGAACAACUUGACAAACCCAACGACGAGCCUAUCUGUAUUGUUGUGGAGAUGGAAGCUACUACUCCUAUUUCUCGUGGAAUGAGUGAAGGGAUCGAGGUAGCAUCUUUUGCCGGGGAUGUGUGUGAUCUCGAUGGCGAAUAUGUAGUUGAGGAACCUCCUACAGAAGCGUCGGUGGAGCCGGAGGUUCAGGCCGCUGACCUAGUCAACGUGGUGGCGGAGACUGUUCCUGCUACAGCGAAACCUGCUUCUGCGGAACUAUCCUCAUUUGAUAAUCACAACGUCUCGGUCUUCCCAAUGCCCAUAUUUUGUGAUCCCUCCGUGUCAGACCCUAUCAUCUCUUCCGGGACCAAGCAUUCGCAACUGACUCCUCCACCUUUGGACAAACUUCCGGGUACCCCUCACAUCAUCAUCAGCCCGGACUCCACACCAGGCCAACCCACUCCAGUCUCAGUACCCGUCUCCACGUCAAUUUUGCAUACUUUCUCUCGUCGGGAAUCGCCAUCUGAAGGCAGCAGCGGUCCAAGUGGUCUUUUCACGCCUCGGGAGGGCGAGCCGACUAGUGUGGAUACAGGUGAUGUCUUUGGCACUCCUUCACCCUCUCAUGCAGACCUACCGCUUCCGUCUUCUGACGAUGUCGUGGCCUCCGUUACGAGCGCUCUAGCAGAAGAGUCGCGAUCUGAAAUUGACACCACCAUGAUCGAUGUUUCCGACAACAUCGUAGUUACUGAACCAAGUCCAGCCGGGACAUUUAUUGGUAACCAAGAAGAUGAUAAAUCUGAACUCGUAGAAGCUAUGCAGCUUGGCGUAUCCUAUCCUUCGUCCGUCGGUGCUGAUGCAGAGAAUCAAACCGAACAACCACCAACGAAGCCUGCCGCUGGACACCGCUCAGUAGUGGAGGACAUUGCAGUAGCUUCGCUAGAAUCUGAGGAAGUUCAGCAGGUGGACAGAAGCACUCUGCCGACAGCAGCAGAUCAAACACCUUCACCAGAUCAUGAUCAUGAUCUCCCUGAAGACGCUCUAGCAUCAGCAGCUGAAGCUCUCCCCGCAGAGGUCCUCGGAUCCGCGAACUCCCGCUUACCCAGUCCUCUGUCAGAACAAGAAUCAUUGCCAUCGCUGGCACCUGGCCGUCAGGUAUCACCAGAAUCCGUUCGUGAACCUGGCCAAGACGACAGCCAGGAGUACACUGAUUCUAAAUAUGGAUUGGAACACUUCACUAAUGUCCCGGACACACCGCACGAGUCUCCUGGCGUUCAUGAACCCGAGGAGUCUGGAGAUACUGAAGACCGAGAAUCUCAAACGAAGCCCUCGAAGCGGAAGAGAAUGUCACCAGUACAAACUUCCAGUCGUCUUACUCGUUCGAUGUCAAGCGUACACAAGAAAUCUCAAGGAGAUCACAAAGCAGCGCGGAUUGUGCCAGGUCGCGGCCGGAAGCGGAAGCUCCUCGAUAGCGGUAGCGAUCACGGAUCAGCAAGCUCUGGCGCUAGUACCACCGCCAAACUGCUCCAAUUCACUAGCGCCAAUGGGUCACGGGCUUCUUCUAUCGUGUCCUCUGCACCAAGUGAUUCCUCUUCAAUCCAACAUCCUCCGCCGCUCUUCCAUGCACAUGGUGCCAUGCAUCACCGCCAUCGACUGCCACCUCUACCUUCUGCAUCAGUCCGGACUCACAGCACCAAGAUCGCAUCCCCAGACCCUUCCCACAACCCUGAGCGCCAAAAGGAUUACUCUUCGGGUUCGACUCUGUCACGUACCCCCUCUUCCAACGUUCAGCGUUUUGCUGCGUUGACAAGUUCACCCGUCACUCGCUCUAACUGUCGAUUCCACAAAGUCAGUCUACCUAAAGAGGAGGGUGGGCCAAGAGUAUGCUUCGUGGUACCCGGUUGCUCUCUUGGUGACAAAGAGCUGAUGGACGAAGAGGAGAUACAGGAUCAUGGUCCCGCAACUUAUGAGGACUAUUCUCGCUUGGUGGGCAAUAUCGAGGCCUUGGACUUCAAUCCCUAUCUGGUCGGCAUCUUGCGGCAACUAGUCGGAGUGGACCUAAUCCGGGAAAACGAGGUGUUCUUCCUGCUCCAACCCGGAGAGGAAGCACAAUACAAGAAGAAAGGCCGAAAAUCGACCGCAGGAUUGAAGCUUUCCGCAUCCCUGUCACAGAGUACUACCACCUCGCCACAAGUUUCAGUGGCGUCUCGGCGUUCACCAAUGACAUCGAUCUCGCGGCCACCCGUUUCCACCGCAGGAUCAAUCGCGACAUCAUUUAGCUCGUCCUUGUCUGAGGUGCAGCUAUACAAUGCAUCUUCAUUAUUCUCGGCGUCAGGUGAAGAGUCGUCGGAUGAAGAAGGCAGUUCUCCCAAACUUAAACGCCGACGAAAGGAAUCUGUUCCUGAUAAAGCAACCCGUGCCGACGUAGAAGGGGGCGAUUUCUCUCAAAAUCCACUAUCGAAAAGUCCGCAGCGAUCGACCCAUAUCCUGAAACGGAGACAGAGCAAACGACAAGUUGUAGAUUCAGCUGCAUACAAGCCUCAUACAGAAGAUGUAGAGGGCCCUGAUAGCGGAGCAGACGGAUUAGGCAAGGAUCGUCGCAAGAUGAAAAAGAUCAGACGGAACAAGCGGUCUCGUGUAGCAGAUGAAGAACAAGACUCGCAAGCCAAGAGACAGAAGCAGCUCCCCACUGAAUGA
Messenger RNA from Suillus plorans, 4692 nucleotides. RefSeq lists its product as uncharacterized. Lineage: Eukaryota; Fungi; Basidiomycota; Agaricomycetes; Boletales; Suillaceae. The transcript is spliced from 6 exons. The record is from RefSeq and is a predicted model, not a curated record. The coding region runs from base 1 to 4692 and encodes 1563 amino acids.